Molecule: messenger RNA, 459 nt
Organism: Thamnophis elegans (Western terrestrial garter snake)
Lineage: Eukaryota; Metazoa; Chordata; Lepidosauria; Squamata; Natricidae
Gene: BAALC
Product: BAALC binder of MAP3K1 and KLF4
Exons: 3
Coding region: 1-459 (152 amino acids)
Cellular component (GO): cytoplasm
Source: RefSeq, a predicted model, not a curated record
AUGGGCUGCGGCGGGAGCCGCGCCGAUGCCAUCGAGCCGCGCUACUACGAGAGCUGGACCAGGGAGACCGAGUCCACCUGGCUGACCAACACGGACGCCGAGCCUCAGCAGCAGCCGUUGCCCGCCGCCGCCCCGGAGAGCGGCGACGCCGAGGCCGGCCUGAAGAGCCCCGGAAUUUUGGAGGACAGCAAAUCAACCCAGACCUGCAUGGCAAAAUCUUCAAUUUCAGGUGCCAUGGCUAUUCCUGAAAAAAGAGCUCAUUGUGCUACACAGUGUACAAAACUGUCAACUCACACCACUGGAAAUGGAGCCCAGAAGCCACAAAAUAGCUUUAAAACCUCAGAGGCUAAAUGGGACAAGAAAAGAGCCACAAAAGAAGUUAGUAGUAACACUGCCAAAACAGACAAAUACAAACAAAUAAAUAGCAACAGAAGAGUCGCAAAGAAUGGUAUCAAUUAA